Molecule: messenger RNA, 1240 nt
Organism: Teleopsis dalmanni
Lineage: Eukaryota; Metazoa; Arthropoda; Insecta; Diptera; Diopsidae
Product: choline-phosphate cytidylyltransferase A-like
Exons: 5
Coding region: 126-1220 (364 amino acids)
Biological process (GO): CDP-choline pathway
Molecular function (GO): choline-phosphate cytidylyltransferase activity; phosphatidylcholine binding
Source: RefSeq, a predicted model, not a curated record
UAUUAUUAUUCCAACAUAUUUUUUAUAGCAUCUAAAUUGUGUUUAAAUUGUGAAUUUGGAUCAAAAUUAACGAAAAUCGUUUUAUGAGUUCUGAAAACCUUUUUGGAUAAAACUCAGAAAGUAAAAUGCUGCCUCAAACCAUGGACUACAGUGCUUUUACCAUCUGUACGCCGGCACCAUUCUCCUCCGAUGAGAAGGCUGUACUUGAGCGAGCCCGUUGUGAUUAUGAGUACAAAAUUACCUAUCAAAUGGCACGUUCUGGAGUCGCCAAACGGCGUGUGCGUGUUUAUGCCGAUGGCAUAUAUGAUUUGUUUCACCAGGGCCACGCCAGGCAAUUAAUGCAGGCGAAAAAUAUAUUUCCUAAUGUUUAUUUAAUUGUUGGUGUUUGCAAUGAUGAUUUAACACAUAGAAUGAAGGGUCGUACAGUAAUGAAUGAUCACGAACGCUAUGAAGGUGUGCGACAUUGUCGUUAUGUCGAUGAGAUCAUAGCUGACGCUCCGUGGACAUUAUCUGAUGAAUUUAUAGCUGAAAACAAAAUAGAUUUUGUUGCUCAUGAUGACAUUCCAUAUACUGGUACUGGUACCGACGACAUAUACGGUCCAUUAAAAGCAAAGGGCAUGUUUGUUGCUACUGAACGUACUGAAGGUGUUUCCACAUCGGACAUUGUUGCUCGCAUUGUUAAGGAUUAUGAUUUAUAUGUACGUCGAAAUUUAGCGCGUGGUUAUUCGGCUAAAGAUCUUAAUGUAUCAUUCCUAUCAGAGAAGAAAUUCCGUCUACAAAAUAAAAUGGACGAGUUGAAAGUUCGUGGCCGUCGUGAAUUAACUAAAGUUAAAGGCGACAUAAUGACUAAAUGGGAAGAGAAAUCUCGCGAAUUUAUUGACGCAUUCCUUUUGUUAUUUGGACGUGAACGUUUACAUCACUUAUGGAAUGAAUCAAAAGGUAAACUAAUACAAGCACUUAGUCCUCCUGGUAGUCCGAGUGGUUCUGUGAAUGGUGAUGCAGAUGAUUUUGAGGACGAAGAAGAAGAUGAUGAGGAAACUGAUCCAAUGCAAGCUGGUGUCAGUAUCCAUAUGGAAUUAUCACCAAAAGAUCGUCGUACGUAUAGUCGUCGUGGUGUUGAUAGUCCUACACUGGGUCGAUCAGCUACAGUUCCAAACAGAGCACAUACGACGCUAGCAUCAAGGCAGGAAUACGAUGAAUUUGAACGUUUAAGUAACUAAACGCUGCUUAUAAAAAAAAA